UUAUUUCUUAUUUGAAUGGCCUCAUCUCCGUUAUGUCAUGCAGGUAUUGACCGACUGGAGAAGUUGUGUGCCGCUAAGUUCCAUCUCAUCGUUCCACCGAAGUUCAAAAUGCCUAAGGUGGUUGGAGCGGCAGCUUCCAAGAUCGUUAAAAGAGGAGACUACAUCUCCGUGACGGCGAGGAACAAUGCCAGUGAGAGCAGUGAGACCGCCACAACUACCAUCACAAGCUCCACUGAGAACGAGUCAACCAACAGCGCUGCUAGUGAUGCUUCUGAGCGUAAUAAAAACAGUUUGUCUGAAGCUAGUACACCCGUGUCAUCAUCUACACCACAUGAAGGUUCUGAAGUUCAAGAUGAAGCCAUUACUCACGAGGAAAAAUCUCCAAACAAAAGUUCCUCUAUCACGUUUCCUGUCAAUAGAUGUUCCGUUGCUGGUAUAUCUGGCGACAAUAGUAAUACUGCUGCUACAGAAACCACAGGCAGAGAUGCCUGUGUCGACCGUCGAUGCGACGCCACUGAGACCAGAGGACCUUGCAAGCGGCCGGUGUCGGCCGCACGCUCCUCUGCCAAGAAGAGUAAAGUUUGUCGACGCAGCCGCCCGCACCUCACAGUGAACCCCACCAAGUCCGCGGACAGCACCAACUUACUUUUUGCUGGACUUGUGUCAGGGGCUCGUGGAGGCACGGUCGUGUCUAUUGACGACCAACUUUCUGGCGACGAUUGUGACGAGGACUGUGAGCACGACGAUAGUGAAAGAAACGACGUGUCAAUGAUUAGUUCAGACUCCGCUUAUGAGGCAACAGAUGUAAUGUUACGGGAGUCUUGUGACGAAGAUUUGCUCGACGUAGCUGAGAGUACAAGUUCGAGACAACUUUUGGCUGAUAGAACUUGUAAUCAACUUAAUGGAGAUGAAGGCAGCUGAGUAACUCAGAUAUUAGUGAUAGGUUUGUGUUUUCCCACUGUUUUCUCAUGAUAGUCAUUCGUGUAAUUUCACUACUUCGGUCAGUUAAGACAGAAGUAUAAUUGUAACCCAUUUUUAGUUCUAGAGGCGUUAGUUCGAUCAAUAAGCACGAAAUGUUUUUGUUAGAAAUAUGGCUGUGCUCGAUACUUUCGUCUGUGCGACGUGUCAUGAUAUUCCCUCGAGUGCAGACUACAGUAAGGGUUUGAUAAAUGAAUACGUUGAACUUGCGACGAUUACAGUGCUCAUUAUUUCUCGUGUAUAACUUAGGUAUUUACUGCACCAGAUACUAAUGUGAUAACUCAUCUUUCAACAAUGCCAUUGGGAAGAUUCAGUUCAUGUUAUUUCGAUACAAAUAUGCAUUAUUCAUAUUUUUAUGAAACAAAUUUGGAAAUAAGUGAAGCUACUUUUUGGUGAUUUUUAAGCGGCGUAUCUGAUUGGUUCUUCAAGCUUUCAACCAAUUAAAUCAUAGUACCAAACCCGUUCUAAUCCUGUUUCAUUACGAUCGUGAUCAUAACUGUUGAAUUCAAGUAUUUCUGAUAGUUGAACGUAACAUGCACCCCACUGAUCUAACACUUGGAAAAGUUUUUAAUGACGGUCGUUCAUGUUUUCGAUGUGUCUCCUGAAUAACUGGACGAAAGUGACGUAUCUGCACCUGAUUUUAUCUUGAUCGUAAUCUUGUAAGUUAUUUCCUAGUUUAACUUAGCAGUUUCUCAUGCAUUAUAUUGAACUAAUUUAUCCUCAUUCGUGCCUCAUGUUCAUUUUACUGCUCACACCGUAGAAAUAUUGUUGAUUUUUGUGCGAAUGUCGACGGAAUCGCUUUUCGUGUCUGUGAAAAAUUCUGUUGAACUAUGGAAACCUUCAUUGCUUCGUUGCUAUCAAAUUUUUUACCAGAGUAUUAACUCCAAUGUCCACGACAGAUUUUGCUUUGCUAAGCCUGAUUAAGGAGCUGAUUAUAAUGCCCAAAAAAAAUCGAUCAACAAAUAAAAAAACACCUUCCUCAUUCUCCCAGAGUUCCGAUAUCAUUCAAAGCCAUAUUUUGGAGGGAAUCUUAUGCGUUUUCUAGACCAUUUGCCUCUUUAUUGUAGGUCUUGUUUUAAUUUUCAUGCACAUUAUCUACAUGAACAGCAAAAUGUCUACAUAAAAUCUAUUUGUUUUGCGGUUGCCAUACAUGUUAGUUAAGUUUUGUGCAUGGUAUCAUAUGCUGUCUCCUUGGGCAUAAUUUAUUUAUGUAGUGACGCUGGAACCGUUGCAGAGAAAGUUGUAACGUUCAUAGUUUCUCACGUCCGAUGUAUGCAUGAAGAAAACUCGUAGUUACCACGUAUUAUAAUAUUUCUCUUGUCUGAAACUGCAUGAAAGAGACAUCACUUUGUAAAUACGAAGGCGUGCCCCAACCCGUCAACGUGAAGAGAUUUCUCCUGUCGGUCCUAGUUAAGUCCUUGUAUAUUCUGUGAUUAUGCUUGCUCUGCUAGAGUUUCCUUCCAACAGCAAAUCCUUACAUUUGUA
Hyalella azteca is the source of this 2463-nucleotide messenger RNA. RefSeq lists its product as uncharacterized. Lineage: Eukaryota; Metazoa; Arthropoda; Malacostraca; Amphipoda; Hyalellidae. The record is from RefSeq and is a predicted model, not a curated record. Bases 16 to 921 code for a protein of 301 amino acids. The transcript is spliced from 3 exons.